AUGAUUUCGCGACGCGAUAAGCUUUUGAACUUGCCUUGGGCUCAACAACGUUACGAGCAUCAUCGUGCCAAUCUCCGUUCAGCCAAACCGGCCAUCGAUAUGCGUGCGCCCCCCAUUUAUUCGCACGUCAUACUCAAGCCGAAGAAGGUGCAAAACGAGAGGGAGCGCCUGCAACGCAUUGAGGUGGAGAAUGUGCGACUUUUGCAGAAAUUGGGUGAUAUUAUGAAGACGAAGCGAAUGUCGGAUUUGUGGUUGGCACCGCGACCCAAUUUCUUGAAUCGCGAAAAACUAUUUGAAACACGCCCAUAUUCGAGUUUACCGAAACUGAUUACCAUCUAUGGACCAACAUCUCCAGAACUUGCGACGAAACCGCCAAGUGCUUUGAAGUCACCGACUUCGAAACUAGCGCAUCGAUGCCCAACUUGUAGCGGUAGACCCGAGCGUACGCAAGUGGUCAUUCCCGAAAAACGUAUCCCCUGGGAGCCGCCACGUGUCUCACGAAAUGUGCAAACUGAAAAGAAUUGUACAACGAAACGUUGCUUGCAUUGUGGACACCCUAAGAAAGCGGUUGAGAUGAGGGUGGAUGCAAAGGAGGAAAAUUAAUGAAAUGGCUAGAAAAGAUUGAGAAUAGAAAGAAAUAGUAUAUUAAAAGAACGAGCUAGCGGUUUGGAAAGAAUAAUGAGAAUA
Messenger RNA from Bactrocera neohumeralis, 687 nucleotides. RefSeq lists its product as uncharacterized. Lineage: Eukaryota; Metazoa; Arthropoda; Insecta; Diptera; Tephritidae. The transcript is spliced from 3 exons. The record is from RefSeq and is a predicted model, not a curated record. Bases 1 to 603 code for a protein of 200 amino acids.